Molecule: messenger RNA, 2936 nt
Organism: Pantherophis guttatus
Lineage: Eukaryota; Metazoa; Chordata; Lepidosauria; Squamata; Colubridae
Source: RefSeq, a predicted model, not a curated record
CCCUCUUGAAAACAGCCCCUAUUUGUGAGGUAGAGCAUUCGAGUCCUGGAGUGCUAGAGAGGAUGUCGGAGGAGGAGAGGAGGCAGAGGGACUUCCUCUUCCGGCUCACCUGAAGGAGGAUGGGCGCGUGGGGAGCGGCUCUCGUGCUCUUCCCAGGGUCGCGGCUGCAGCUGGAAGAUGAAGAGGAUGCCAAGAACAACAUUCUGGACAAGUGAGAAUCACAAAGAGCAUUAAAGGGGAAAGCAAAUCCAGCCAACAAUCAAAAUCUACUACUUUCUUCAGCAGGAAAAAAUAAAACUCAACAAACCACCCCACGAAAAGGUCAAGGGUGAGGUCAUAUACAAAUUCAGAAAAAAAAAAGAUGGAAAUAUCUGGGAAUCAGUGGAGAGGAAGCUGCCAUAUAGAUACCCACAUAGGGCAGGCAGUCAUGCAAGCUUUGCCCUGUGAAGAACGAAAGAGUAGUUUGAAUCAAAGCACCAUGCAAGAAAAGAUUCAAAGUAUUUUUGACCUUCAAAAUCCAGGAAUGUUAGUGGUGGAAAAUCCCUGCAGAUCUACAUAUCAUGAGGAAAGCAUAGAUUGCAGAUCACAACUGAUUACACCUGAAGGGAUGCACACCGGAGAAAACCCGAAUGAAUGUUCCGAGUGUGGAAAGGUAUUUUACUACAGCUCUCAUCGUUUUGAGGAUAAAAGGACCUACAAUGAUGGAAAUCCAUACCAGUGCUCCCAAUGUGAUAAGAGAUUUCAGAAAGACACACCCCUACUGAUACACCACAAGACACACACAGGUGAGAAACCAUAUGAGUGUAUGGAUUGUGGGAAACAUUUUACUUACAAUUCCCACCUGGUGAAACACCAGAGAACUCACACAGGGGAGAAACCUUAUGAGUGUCCAGAUUGCGGGAAAAGGUUCCGUACUAAUUCACAUCUGGUGGCGCACAAGAGGACUCACACAGGGGAGAAACCACAUCAAUGUAUGGAUUGUGGAAAAAGUUUCAGUCGGAAUUCCCAACUAGUAAUUCACCGGAGGACACACACAGGAGAGAAUCUCUAUGAAUGUUUGGACUGUGGGAAAAGUUUCAGUCAGAAUUCCCAUCUGGUGGUACACCAGAGGACACAUACAGGAGAGAAACCGUAUGAAUGUCCAUAUUGUGGGAAACGUUUCAGUUACAGUUCCAACCUGGCAGCACACCAGAGGAUUCACACUGGGGAGAAAUCAAAUGAGUGUCCGGAUUGCGGGAAAAGUUUUAGUCGGAAUUCCUACCUGGUGAUACACCACAGGACUCACACUGGGGAGAAACCGUAUGAAUGUCCUGAUUGUGGGAAAAGUUUCAUUCACAGUUCUGAACUGGUGAGACACCAGAGGACGCACACAGGAGAGAAACCAUAUGAAUGCCCAGACUGUGGGAAAAGUUUCAGUCAGAGUUCCAGCCUGGUGUCACACAGGAGGACUCAUACUGGGGAGAAACCGUAUGAGUGUCCAGAUUGUGGGAAAACUUUCAGUCAGAGUUGUUAUCUGGUUAUACAUGAGAGAACUCACACAGGGGAGAAACCAUAUGAAUGUCUAUAUUGUGGGAAAAGUUUCAUUCGGAAUUACUCCUUGGUGAUACACCAAAGGACUCACACGGGGGAGAAACCGUACGAAUGUGUGGAUUGUGGGAAAAGUUUCCGUCUUAAUUCACACCUGGUGGUCCAUCAGAGGACUCACUCUGAGAAGAAACCAUAUGAGUGCCAGGAUUGUGGGGAAAGUUUCAGUCAGAAUUGUCUUUUGGUAUACCACCAGAGGCGACACACAGGAGAGAAACCAUUUGAGUGUCCAGAUUGUGGGAAAAGUUUCAGUAACAAUUCCCACCUGGUGGUGCACCAGAGUAUUCACACAGGAGAGAAACCAUAUGAGUGCCAGGAGUGUGGGAAAACUUUUAGUCGUAAUUCUCACCUGCUGAUACAUCAGAGGUCUCACACAGGAGAGAAACCGUAUGAGUGUCAGGAGUGUGGGAAAACUUUCAGUCGGAAUUCCCAUUUGGUGAUACACCAAAGAACUCACACAGGAGAGAAACCAUAUGAGUGUCCUGAUUGUGGGAAAGGUUUCACUACUAAGUCUAAACUUGUAAUUCAUGUAGCUUUACACAUUGGGGAGAAACCUUUCAAAUGCUCAGAGUGCGGACGUAGCUUCACACAAAAUUCUUCUCUUACUGCACACAAGAAAAUCCACACGAGGCAGAAACCUCAUCAUUGCCAUCACUGUGGCAAAAUCUUUAGGAAGCAGGCCACCCUAAGGAUACACAAGAGGACCCACACAGGGGAGAAACCAUAUGAGUGUCUGAAUUGUGGGAAAAGAUUCAGUCAGAAUUCCCAUCUGGUGAGCCACCAUAGGACUCACACUGGGGAGAAACCAUAUGAGUGCCCGGAUUGUGGAAAAAGUUUCAGUCACAAUUCCGACCUGGUGGUACAUCAGAGGACACAUACAGGAGAGAAACCGUAUGAGUGUACAGACUGUGGCAAAGGUUUCAGUCACAGUUCCAACCUGGUGAUACACAAAAGGACUCACACUGGAGAGAAACCAUAUGAGUGUCCAGAUUGUGGGAAAAGUUUCAGUCAGAAUUAUGCCCUGGUGAUACACCAAAGGAUUCAUACUGGGGAAAAACCAUAUGAAUGUUUGGAUUGUGGGAAAAGUUUCAGUCAGAAUUCUCACCUGGUUAUACACCACAGGACACACACAGGGGAGAAACCAUAUGAGUGCCCAGAUUGUGGGAAAAGUUUCAGUCACAAUUCCGACCUGGUGGUACAUCAGAGGACUCACACAGGAGAGAAACCAUAUAAGUGCCCCCAUUGUGAAAAAAAGUUUCAGUCACAGUUCAAACCUAGUGAUACACAAGAGGACUCACACUGGGGAGAAACACUAUGAAUGUCCCAAUUCUGAGAAAAGUUUCAGUCACAAU